CUCUCUCUAGGUAAUAGCGUCUAACGAGUAAGGACUAACGAGUUAAAAAAAGUAGGAUAUGGAUAACGUAACGAUUGGAUUGCUUUGUAGUUGCUCGGGUUGGUAGACAUAUUUUUUAUAUCAAAUUUAAUUAACUUACAACUGCAUAUAAGCCCUCAAUUGUUUUGAACAUGCUAAAAUGGUUAAGGAAGAAUCAAGAAUAAAAUUCACAGGAUUUUUCUUCAAAAGUGUCAAGGCCAUUCUUAUUUUUGAAGUUGGCUCAGUUCUCUUGUCUUAUGCCUUCUGGAGACGUCUAAACACAAAUCAAGAUUUUCGCCUUUAUAUGUACAAGAAUCAUAACUGGAUCUUAGAAGGUUAUUAUAAAUCAGGUGAAGCGAUAUCUGGUGACACUUUCAUAAGAGACUUCGACCAGUCAGUUUGGAAAGAGAAGGGAGAUAUUUAAUAUGGUAUAUACUUGGGGAAAGACAGUAGUCCAAAGUAUUUUAGUCGUAAGCCUUGGAGUUGUUCUGCUGUACACUAUCACCCCAGAAGCCAGAGGCGUGGAACCGGUCAAGACCAAGGCACAAUAUCAAGAAUCACAGAAAAAAACAGAAGAGUUGUACAGAGUUCUACGUGGAGAAGCUCCAAAGAAAGAUUAAAACCGUGUAUAGGUAGUCUUUUGAUAGGUUUCACUACUUAAUGUUAUAUUCUAUUACUUAAUUCUAGUGGAGAGACAAGAAAUUAUGGACAAAGUAGUACAAGAUAGUAGAGAUAAUUUGAGAGAUAUCCUCAUUCAAAGAGACCAAGAUAGGAAAGAAAAGAUUAAAAAUCUGAAGGAAGAAAAACAGUUGUCAGAGCCAAACCAAACACAGAUUUUUAAUGACUCGUUUGAAAAUCAGCACCAGAAUAUCUUAGAAAAAAUUAAACUAGUAGAAGAAGGAAAAAUUAAGCAAGAAUGUUUAUUAAACUAUUUUAAUGAUAUCAACAAAGAUAUUCAGGCUCUGAACAGGCAUUUGUCAACCUCAACAAAAUUUCUAAAUAACUUUAGUGUCAGGAGGGGACUAAAAACUGUAGAAGAGGUUGAGAACAAAAUUAAAAAUCUGGAAGCCGAGUUAUUUCCGAGGAAAAAAUUUGGAUUCAAAGCACAAAAGGCAAAAACUGUUAAUACAAGUAAUAAAGACAAAGUUAAAGAGUCAAUAGAUGUGGUGGAUGCAGUGGUAAAAAAAGUGAUUUCAUUUUCAACAGUUUCAUGUGGAUUCUCCAAUGAAAUAGAUAAGACUUUAAAGUUAGAUAGUGAAGAAAUCACCAAGAAGGAUAUAGAAUUGACCGGUUUAGAAAACUGCACUGUCCUUCUGUUUGGCAAUCCAAUUACCGUUCACAUCAGUAAUGUAUCGAGGUGUAAGAUACUCUGUGGGCCUGUGUCAACAUCUGUGUUCGUAGAGAAUUGUAAAGAUAGUGAUCUCGUAGUGGCCUGUCAACAGCUGAGGAUCCAUUCUACGCUAGACUCCAACUUCUACAUCCACGUCACCAGCAAGGCCAUUAUCGAGGACUCCUCAGGGGUGCAGUUUGCCCCGUACAACCUGGAUUAUAUUGGAAUAAAAGAGCAUUUUAGUAUCUCUGGGCUGGACUGGAGAGUGAACAAAUGGUGUGAGAUCGAUGACUUUAAUUGGUUAACUUUCAAUGUGCCGUCUCCCAACUGGAAAGAGAUCCCUGAAGAAAGUCGAAUUCAGAAGUGGCUUUAGUAGUUUGUAAUGCAUUAAAUACUCUCAUAACUUUUGCUAGCUAACUGAUCUUGUAGUUAACUCAAUUUAAACACUGAUGUUUAAUAUGUUCACUUAAUUUAUUUUUUCAAAUUCUUUAACUUUUCUUUUUAAUUAAAAUUAUUAUUAACUGUUUAA
Messenger RNA from Homalodisca vitripennis (glassy-winged sharpshooter), 1877 nucleotides. RefSeq names its product tubulin-specific chaperone C (gene TBCC). The record is from RefSeq and is a predicted model, not a curated record. The transcript is spliced from 4 exons. NCBI's taxonomy places the organism in Eukaryota, Metazoa, Arthropoda, Insecta, Hemiptera, Cicadellidae. The coding region runs from base 723 to 1721 and encodes 332 amino acids. Gene Ontology annotation, molecular function: tubulin binding. Gene Ontology annotation, cellular component: cytoplasm. Gene Ontology annotation, biological process: post-chaperonin tubulin folding pathway; tubulin complex assembly.